AUGCCAGACAAAGAGCCCGAUUUUGUGUCGUUCCCGACGCUACCGGACCCUGAAACAACAGGCCAAAGAUCUUUUUCCAACAUCAUAUCCAACACGUUGCGCCGAGUCACCAACAACGCAUCGCAUUUAGUUCAUUCUUACGCGCCGCCUCGUGUGCCCGACACAAUUGCCCCCAACUUCGCGCCAGAUCUGGUCCCGCCAGGCGCGCCUCCUGCGAAAAAUACCCCUGCGCGCCCCCCACUGCCCCAGUCUGCAUCGCUAGCCCAGGCGCUUCCUGCAGCAUCCUCGACCCAGAGUGUGCAGCCCGCACCAAAACCGGCUCCGCCCAUCACUGCGCCGCCCGCCCCGACCAGGGCUCCACUCUCCCAAACCCGAGCACCUUCGAUCCACACUUCAACACCGUCUGUCCAUACUACGAUCCCAGUGCCAACAAAGCCGUUGCCAGCACGUGUCACUUCCGAUGCUCGUAGUCUACGUCUUUCUACCAUGGCGCCUUCAGCUCAUCCGGCCUCAGUGGUAAGCCGAGACGAGGUGACAGUUGUUGCUGAACCUCUUGAACUCUCAAGAGAAGGCGCUACAUCUCCUCGGCCUCGCCUGCUGCUGCCCCCGCCCGUAUCUCCAGGGGCAGCGCACUCCACAUUGCAGAACCGUAUCUCCUCCAUCUUCAACAAUUUGCCCAACGACAUCGAGUUAUCAGAUGAUUCUGCUUCCGAAACAGAGAGCGUAGGUAAAUCAGGCAAUACCAGUGGCAUCAGUCUUGGAAACGACGACGCUAAAGAGAAAUCGAGAGAUCUCAUUGGAACCCAAGCAAACAGUACAACAAACGGCAGCACAAUCUCACGUCUGCCCUCGCGUCGGCGCCGCACCGGUGUCCGUAGUUCCCCGUCGUCUUCUAAUUUUUACACCUUGAAAAGCUUCGCUCCCCCUAUGACUCGCAAAAUUUCAUCCAAUUUCUCGUCGGCAAUUUUAGGUGGUGCCAAAUCCAUCCUCAACACUAACUUAGCGGGCGUAGCAUCAUCGACGACAUCCAUGGUUAGUUCUAUAUCAGAGAAAAAGCGUCGCAAGAAACGGAAGCCCCGCAAAUUGUCCGAUAAUCCAUUGAAGAACGGAGGUAUGCCGAAAAAAUACUGGAUGAAUGACGCCUUUGUUGCGGACUGUCUAAAUUGUUUCAAACCAUUUACUGCUUUCCGGCGGAAACACCAUUGUCGUUUCUGUGGGCAGAUUUUCUGUUCCGAUUGCACCUUGUUCAUCUCUUAUAGCCAUUACAAAAACCAACGGCAGAACAAGGAUGCUUUGAUCGUCACAGAUAGCAACAACUACAGGGAUAAGCUCCGCGUCUGCAAGGCAUGUUAUAGCGAUGUUGUGGUGUAUCUUAGUGAUGACUCAAUGAGCUCGUGCUCUGAAUCAGAUAUCGAUAACGACGAUGUGCUUUCGUUGGGUCGAUCAGAGAACUCUGAAGAUCCACCAACACAGAGAGAGUAUCCUCUAGCACGCUAUAGAACUCUAUCUAUCACGUCUCGAAAAAAUAGUGUUGGGGGCGAUAUGUCGUUAACUCCUACCACGAAUCGCGCUUUCUUGAACAAUGGGAAAGAAACCGAAGCUCUUGCUUCGGCUUCACCGGCAGGUUAUUCUGAGCCUGCUCAGCGUAGUCCAGAAGGUAUCUCCUACAAACAAGCACCACAAAUGGCCAUCCCUACAACGCGUACAGGUCAAGCGGUAGAAAUACCAUUGACCAAGAGCUCAACUGGUGCCCCAUCAUCUUUAAAGUCCAACUUGACAUUCCUAGCAUUGAAAAAUGCAUCAAACGCAAAUAUGCAUCUGAAUCCGGCUUUAGGAGCAGACAUGGAUAUGAAAAAUGCACCGUGGUAUAUUCCUUACGCAUAUCCACAAGCGCCUGUAACGGGAGAUUCGAUGAGACCGAACAGUUUAGAAAACUUGAGUCUGUUCUACAAGUCCAUGGUAAAUUACCGCUAUGGAAGAAUUGCAUCAAAUUCAGACAAGUACCAGAAUCAAUCUCUUUUGCCAAAAAGUUCCGGAGACCAGGCAGAGGAAGAAGACUUCGAAAGUGAGAACGAAGAUGAGCAGGUUAUGUCCUUGUAUACAUCUUUGAACCACAGCUCGAAUACGCAACCAAGUAUUUCUCCAAGACCGCAUAAUGUGUUAAGCACAUCUAUGUCCUCCGUUCCUACUUUACACGAGUUUCCCAAUAUGGUUGCUGAUGACAAGUAUCUUCCAACUACUUUCAACAAGAGUGCUGGAAUGAUGCAGUUUGACUUUGGUGUAAAUGGAUCAACGCAGGGCGUUUCUAUCAACGAAGAUAGGCUGCGAUCAGACAGACGGUCUAACGCAAGAGCCAAAGCCUCUUUGAGGAGAAUUCGUGGAAGAAGGACACAAAAAUUUAACAAAAAUAAAUGGUCAGGACAUCCGGGCCAUUUGACUUCGUCGAUGGAAAAUGGCCUAACAUCUGGAAACAAUAUCAAUACCUCAAGUUUUUCGCCCCUCUCUUCAACUCCACGGUCAUCUCUGGUGACAUUGAAUAAUCGGCUCCGCGAUGCUUCCUCGUUUCUAGACUCUAGUCAAAGGCAAUCAUCUCAUGAACCACAAGGUAUGAACGCUACUGCAGAACAUACUCAAGAUCUGCAGUAUAGCUUGGAUGAAAUCAAAAACGGGUAUGACUCGCAUCGAUCCUCGAACCCUGAGGCAUUCGUUUUAGAGAGCUUGGAUGCACUCGAAACGAAUCUUUCAGAAUCCUUCAAUCGCCAUAUUGAUAGUAUGAUUACGCAAUGUUUAGCAGACUGUGAUAUCAACGAUCCCGCAGACCAGAAUCGCUGGAGCAAAGUUCUCACCAAGUGCCUUUCGAAUAUGCGCCGUAUCAAAAUUAGUGAUACGCUUGAUGUAAAGCAGUAUGUGAAAGUGAAAAAAAUUCUUGGUGGGAAGAUAGAAGACACCGACGUUCUUGACGGUCUUUUUAUCACAAAGAAUAUUGACUCUAAGCGGAUGUCAUCUUACAUUGAGAAUCCUAAGAUUGCGCUUCUAGUAUUUCCCAUCGAAUACUUGAAGCAAAAAGAACAGUUUAUUAGUUUAAGGAUUGUUGAUUCACAACAGUCUGUUUUUAUCAGCAACUUGGUUUCCCGCUUGAUCUCCUUGGAGCCAGAUAUUAUCGUGGUGGGAGAUACUGUCUGUGGUCUAGCUGAACGUUUGCUUGAAGAAGCGAAUAUCACUGUUCUUUCGAAUGUGAAACCCCAAGCAGUUGAAAGAAUAUCAAGAUACACAAAUGGUGAUAUUUUCCAGUCCGUCAAUGAUCUUUUCUUGAAAAAAUCUUCGCUUGGAUCGUGCCGUUUGUUUGAAGUCAAACGUUUCUUGUACAAAGACACCAUCAAGACCUAUUCGUUCUUCACGGGAAGCAAUAUUGAGUCUGGAUUCACCAUUUGUCUCAGAGGAGGCGAUGAGGAGUUUUUAAGUGGAGCAAAAUAUGCUACGGAAACUUUGAUACCUGGUUUCUUGAAUUCAAGGUUAGAGCAGAGCUUUUUUAUGGACUGUUCAUUAUACCUCCAGAAAGAAGAAACUGUUUCGCAAUUCGAUAUUCUUCAAAAGUACUUGUCAGAUAAAGCUACUUCUCCAGAUGAUUUAAAAUCAGCUGCGCUCGAUACUAUGGAACGCUUGGGGGUCUGUAACUACAUCAAACUAUUUGAGACCAGAUAUUUGAGUGUUUCACCGUCGGUUGAAUAUCCUCUUCCUCCAGUGUUGGCAAAUGUUGUUGAAACCUUUCAGGAUUUCAGUAACUUCUACGACUUUAACAGCAAGAUUCAACAACUCACUACAGAGGACACUACAGAUAGCGCAUGGUUCGAAAAGUUGCAUUUCGCGUUUAACUUAGAAAGCUUUUCAACAAAGGAAGAUGUCGUGAAUAUCUUGAAAUUCAUGAGUGACGAAAUGACAAAAAGGAAAUUCAAUGAAUUUAAUUUCAGGAGCAGAUUGUGGGCUAACUGUAUGAAGUACACCAUUUACCAGCUCUAUCCCAUCUUUCACAAAAGCAUCCACUUUUUGCAUUCCACAGUAUCUAUCAAGCAUGCGACCCCAUGCCAUGGGCCUCUAGUUGUGGUCAUUGAUUAUUAUACUGACAACGACAAGAGUCUCGGCCUGUUUUUGGACCAAAUAUUUCAAGAAUCGAACAAACUAUGUGACGAAUGUGGUGAAAUAAUGUUGGAUCAUUUCAAAACUUAUGCGCAUGAUAAUGGUAAGAUCGACUUGAUCGUUGAAAAAGUUGAGAAUCUGGGUUUCGAAGAUACGAGGCAUAAAAAUGAACACUUUAUGUGGAGCUAUUGUCCUGAAUGUGAUUUUUCUACUCCUAUUACUGCUCUUAGCGAUGAGACGUAUUCUUUGUCUCUAGGAAAGUUUUUCGAACUUUGUUUCUGGUCACGGAACGUUAAGUACCAGAAUCACUGCCCUCAUGACUUCUUUAAGAAGCACAUCAAGUAUUUUGGAAGAAAUGGUCUCGUCAUAAGAAUGGAGUACAGUACGAUCGAUACCUAUGAAGUCGUUGUUCCCAAGAAAAAACACGAAUUUGUUUCUGAAACUGACAUUAAAUUGAAACUUGAGGCGUACUCAGGAAUAGAAAAAAGUGCCAGUGCUCUCUUUCAAAGUGUUGCAAAGAGACUCAAUAGAGUUAAGGUUGAUACUUUCGAUAAAGCCGAAGAUGGGUCGAAAAAGGUAGAAGAACUAAAAGAAAGACUCCGACAACAAGAAGAUUUGAUCGCAUCUAAAACGUUCAACAUUUACAACUCAACAUCUGCCACUAACUAUCUUUCUUUGAACGUGAUUCAAAGGAAUAUUCAAGAGUUGGGUGUCCAAUGGGAAAGUGAAUUCAAUGACUUUGAACAAAAAUACUUACCAACGGAAAAUGAAAUCACAAGAAUCACCCAGUUUCAUUUGAGAAAUUUGUUAAUGGAUAAGCUUCACGACGACCUGAAAUCCAAAACAAUGGAGAGGGAGAACCCAUCAAAACUCGUAGCUGAUAAUUCGUUGCUUGAUGAUGCUAAAACCAGUGAAACUGAUGAAAACAAGAGGGAACCUGGAGAUGGCGAGGAUGGCGAAGCAAUUAGAAAAGAUAACCCACCGUUGGGUAUAAAAUUAAGGGUCCCUCUGUCAUUGAUAGAGGAUAAGAUUAUGCAAAUUAAGCAAUCGUUUGAGAACGAUCUGAAUCAAGGUUUCAAACCUCCGGCAAAGUCCAGGUCAAGCUCUAUUGCUGACCUGAGCAUUUUUGACAACAGUUCUGUGAUUCAAGGUGUUAAAAAGGUUCAAGAUUUGACUAACUAUUUCAAUCAGAUGACUCUUGAGUUCCAAAGACAACGAGAAGAGACCUUAGAAAGGAAUUUAAACAAGUAUAAAGCUACUCCUGUCGCAAAUUCAAAGCCGAUCGUUGAGAUUUAUGAUAAUAUUGAAGAUGUGGUGGAUGUGAAACAUGAUUACGACAAACAAACGGCUAAGUUGGAUAAUAAUGGCUCCAAUCAUAGCGAAGGACAGGAAGUUCAAUCUUCAGAGGUUUCUCCGGAGAGUUCAGUCCAUGAGCAAUCUGCAAAUGCGAAAAGAAUGGAUAAUUUGAACGCACUGGAUACAAAGAUAACCAAAGGUGAUUUCAGGAAGGAUGACAAUGCCAAGGCAAGACUUGACAUGGCUCAACCAGAGAAGAACUCUUUGCUUAAAUCACUUUCCAAUUUUUGGGCAGACCGGUCUGCGACGUCAUGGGAUCCGUUGGAGUUUCCCUUGGACUCUACGGAACACACCUUCGCUGAUAAUGAAGUCAUCGUCAGAGAAGAUGAGCCCAGUUCAUUGGUUGCAUUUUGUCUUUACAGUGAUGAUUAUAAGCAAAAGCUUAGUGAUCUGGCAUCUAACGUUGAAAACCAAAGGGAUAUUUUGGAAAUCAAUGAUCAAUACAAGAAAAAGUUGCAUAAUUUCACGAAGAUUGAGAAGAAAUUCAAGAAGAAUUACGACACUAAUAGCAAAAACAGUGAACUUGAAUCUGCGAUGACAAAAGAGAAAUCAUCCCACUUGAAAUUUCAGUUUGUUGACGGAAACUCCGAUUUAUCGUGCAAAAUCUUUUACAGUGAGCAGUUUGAAGCUUUCAGAAAAGCAUGUGGAAUUGAUGAUAGCUUCAUUCAAAGUUUGUCAAGAUGUGUGAAAUGGGAUUCAAAAGGAGGGAAAAGUGGAUCUAACUUCCUCAAAACUUUGGACAACAGGUAUAUUCUUAAAGAGCUUUCGAAGACAGAGUUGGAGUCAUUUGUGUCCAUUGCACCGUUCUAUUUCAAGUACAUGUCACAAUCUACUUUCAACACGUUAACAACUGCCAUUGCAAAGAUUUUCGGAUUCUACCAGGUUGAAAUACGCAAUUCCGUGAACGGUAAAACCUUCAAGAUGGAUUUUUUAAUCAUGGAAAACCUCUUCUUUAAUCGCACGACGACGCGCAUCUUCGACUUAAAGGGAUCUAUGAGAAACCGUCAUGUUAAGCAAACUGGAAAAGAGAAUGAGGUGUUGCUUGACGAAAAUAUGAUUGAAUUUAUCUACGAGCGGCCAGUUUUCGUCAAGGAGCAACUGAAAAAAUUACUCCGUGGAUCGCUUUUCAAUGACACAUCUUUCCUUUCUGCGAUGGAUGUGAUGGACUACUCGUUAGUGAUUGGUAUCGAUGAAGCCUCGCACAAGCUAUACGUGGGCAUAAUCGACUGGCUACGUACAUUUACGUGGGACAAAAAGGUUGAAAAUUGGGUCAAGGGCACAACUUUGGUGGGCAAGAAGGGUAAAGAUCCAACGAUCGUAACCCCCAAACAAUACCGAACUCGUUUCCGUGAGGCCAUGGAUCGGUAUAUUUUGGAGGUGCCUGAUAUCUGGUAUGAAGGAAACACGCAAUAG
Messenger RNA from Clavispora lusitaniae ATCC 42720, 6903 nucleotides. It is a transcript of the gene FAB1, whose product is annotated as 1-phosphatidylinositol-3-phosphate 5-kinase. Gene Ontology annotation, biological process: phosphatidylinositol phosphate biosynthetic process. Gene Ontology annotation, cellular component: endosome membrane; fungal-type vacuole membrane. Gene Ontology annotation, molecular function: metal ion binding; ATP binding; 1-phosphatidylinositol-3-phosphate 5-kinase activity. Lineage: Eukaryota; Fungi; Ascomycota; Pichiomycetes; Serinales; Metschnikowiaceae. The record is from RefSeq and is a predicted model, not a curated record.